Molecule: messenger RNA, 4694 nt
Organism: Pungitius pungitius (ninespine stickleback)
Lineage: Eukaryota; Metazoa; Chordata; Actinopteri; Perciformes; Gasterosteidae
Gene: kcnk4a
Product: potassium channel, subfamily K, member 4a
Exons: 6
Coding region: 73-1896 (607 amino acids)
Biological process (GO): potassium ion transmembrane transport; stabilization of membrane potential
Cellular component (GO): plasma membrane
Molecular function (GO): potassium ion leak channel activity; outward rectifier potassium channel activity
Source: RefSeq, a predicted model, not a curated record
CUGGAGGAGAGCCUGGCCUGUGACCUCUGACCCUCUAAUCCUGGAGGGGCCGGGGGCUUCGACGGGGAGAAGAUGCGGUGUACCACCCUCCUGGCCCUGCUCAUCGGGGUCAUGCUGUACCUGGUGAUGGGAGCGCUUGUUUUCGGGACCCUGGAGCUGCCCGGGGAGAGUUUGGCCCACAAGAACCUCCUCGCCACCAAGAAGGCUUUCCUUGAGAAUAACUCCUGUGUCACCGAGCUGGACUUCUACAACCUUGUGAAGGGAGUGGCGUCUGCGGUGGAGUCGGGACUAGAUGUGAACAACCUCUCUGCCAACUUCUCCACCCGUUGGGACCUGGCCUCCGCCUUCUUCUUCUGUGGUACCAUCAUUACCACCAUAGGUUUUGGCAACCUGUCUCCUUUGACGUGGUACGGCCAGCUGUUCUGCGUGUGCUACGCCCUGGUGGGCAUCCCCAUGUUUGGCAUCCUGCUGGCCGGGGUGGGCGACCACAUGGGCACGGUGCUGCGCAGGGCUGUGGCCAAGAUGGAGACCCUCUUAAUGAAGCGUAAGGUCCGGCCGACCACCGUGCGUGUGAUCUCAGCCAUUCUCUCCAUCCUGAUUGGCUGUCUGAUAUUCCUCGCCGUGCCGACAGUUGUGUUCCAGGAAGUGGAGGACUGGUCGUUUCUAGAGUCGUUCUAUUUCGUGGUCAUCACUCUCACCACUGUUGGCUUUGGAGACUUCGUGCCAGGUGGUCGUGAGGACGGCUGGUUCUUCAAGCCUCUGGUGUGGUUGUGGAUAGUGUUUGGCCUCGCCUACUUCGCCUCCAUCCUCACCAUGAUAGGGAACUGGCUGAAGGUGCUGUCCAAGAGGACGCGCGCUGAGAUGGAGGAGUUGAGGGCCCACGCCACGGACUGGACUCAGAAUAUUCAGAACAUGUCCAUGGACUUCCGCAUCCCAAACCCGCUGGAGUUCAACGACCCUUUCCUCCUGCAGCGCCGGCGCUGGAAACGCAGCGAGCGCCGCCGCAUCCGGCGGGGCGCCGAGGGCACCCUGGGGUACCUGGCUCGGGGGGGCUCCGAGAACGGACACCUGCCGAACCGCUGGGCCGGCCUGUCCAGCUCCAUGAGCCAGCUCAACGCACGCGUGUCCCUGGAGAGGGCGCUGGUGGCCAAGUCCAGGGCGCUGCCCGCGUUGAGAGUCGACCCCCCCGCGUGUCUGCAGGCGGAGGGCAGGCCGUUCCCUCCCCCGCUGGCCCGCUCCUUCUCCCUCCCCGUGGCCCGCUCCACCUUGGAGCUGAACAUGGUGGGGGCAGCCGCGCACGGAGGUUCCCUCUCCGGGUCCGAGUCGACCUUUGACUCCAGGUCGGACGCCUCCUUGGCCUCCUCGGCCCGCUCGGCGCUCCGCAAUUCGCAGUCCUGUUUCACGGUCAUCCGCAUGGAGGAGGAGGAGGAGGAGGGGGGGGCACGAGGAGACCGACUGACUGCAGCAGAGAGACGUGCGUCUGCGAACGACCAGCGACGCGCUCCCGCUGGCCGCCCGGGCCUCUCUCCUCCUCCUCGUCCUCCCUCGGGCCACCACCAAAUCCUCCUUCCCUCGCCUCCCCUGCAGGCCGCCUCCUCGGCCAGCUGCCAGCUGCUGGACUUCUUCGGGGAGAAUCUGGCGUACAUCGACGAGUCCUCGGACACGCUGAGUGACCGCGCCCAGCCGGGAGCGGGCGAGGAGAGGAGGAGGCGGCCGCGGAAGCCGAAGAGGAGGAGCAUCAGGAGGCAGCUGUCGCACAAGUGGAGCCCCUUGCAAGUGAGGAGGCCCAACAGUGACAUGGGGCCGCCGUCGAAUCCCCCCACGCCGCCCCCAGAAUCCCCUCUGUCAGACUCGCCCCAAUCAGAGGGCCAGGCGGGUUCGGGUCCGACACUCUGACAGCCAACACGCGCAGUGGAGGAGUCGAGGAGACGAGGAGUCGAGGAGAGGUGGAACAUAUCGGUCAUGAAGCUCUGUGACUUAGAACGACCACUUGGAAUAUUCUGUAUACCAGAUGAAUGAAUAAUAUAAUCCUAAAUAAACUGAAACUAAUUCCACUUUGUUGCUCGGUGAGCUGAGGUUAAAAUUAAGGAACUGCUUCUCUUCGUAUAUGAGGAUGGGAAGACAUGAACCUAUUGUACUCCAGACUCUACAUACACGUACAUCUGAAUAUAACUGAGACUUAACUGUGCUGCGUUUUAUUAAUCGAGCGAGUCCCAGUGACGUGUCACGAGUCCCAGUGACGUGUCAAUGACAGAAACGUGUCGAACAGAAGUGGUUUCUAGGACAUAGAAAUGUGUUUAGAAUAACGCAGCAAUGGAAUUUAAAGUUGUGGAGGUCUUUCACCGCUGCAGAGAUGAAUGUGGAAAUCACAGCAUGAGAAGGAGAAAUCAUCUGGGAAACAUCACUGUCUGUCUCAUGGCCAUCCUUCCAGAAGACGUUGAGACAUCUCAGUCUGGGCUAAAAUGGUGGAUGAACGACGCCAUGUUUGUGGGCCUUUUAAACCAGGACACCGUGCAUCCUUUUAAAAUGCAUCACGCCGGGUGAGUAAACAGGUCCGUUACAGAGCGCGACCCGAGGUUAUGAGUCAUUAUCCCUUAUUUAUCUUCUGUGUUGAUGUGCCUUUCAAUUAAGAUUUGUUUGCUUAAUUAACAAAUUCUGAGCAAGGUUUUGAAACCAAUCGUAAAAGAAAUAGUAUCUUUUUAUGGAAUUCUACAUUGAAGAGGAACCGGCGACACGAGCCCAAGAGGUUUUUACACAGCCAAGGAUUUUUUAUUUUUUCCCUUGUGUGAGACAACGUCUACAAUUAAAAUUGAUCACAAGACACAAUGCGUCAGGACCUGGGUGACCUUUCACCUCGGCUAUAAACGUCCCCGGGGGAAAUCCCUGCUGAGGACGAAGAGCCUAAACUACGACGACUCGUUGGACUAAAACCUGCACACGGGCCUCUUGGAUGUUUUAAGGGGUUCAAAAAAGGGUCCAAGUUCCUGGGUACUGCUUUGUAUUGAAGCUUUUGUGCUCUUUACACCAUAAAAAGCAUAUUUGUGUGCUCCAACAUGGAUAUAAGUAACACUGAGGUUAGAUUUAAGGUUUGUGGUAUUUAACGCCCAUCAUAUCAAGUUCCUUUGAAUCACUUUUGGUUCUGCUUGUGACUUUUGAUUCCUUCGGGUUUGUUUGUGUUUUAUUAUUUUGAAAGACUGAACCCCUCUGCCACACCAAUAGCUCUGCAGGUAUUGAACCUUUUUUUUUUUUUUUGCUCUUACCAUCUGUCCUCAGAUGAACCCUGUUGGACGCCUCAUGGUCAGAAAUGGUUGUAAAGAAUUCAACACAUCUGGUAAAAUUCAAGGACUCAAUUGAUACACACAAUACAUUUGGGCAGAGGCAAUUCUUUAUUGAUGUUACUACAAACACGACUGAGUGUCAAAUACAGCUUCUAAAAACAUAAAUUAUAUAAUAUGAAGAUAUUUGAGUCUUCUCUAUAAUAAUAAAUUACCAGAGGUGUGGCAUCAACCAAUCCUAGUAUAAAUAAGGUAAAGUAAGUUAAAAUAGCUUUUGUGCCAAGUGCCAAAGAGAUUUUGAGAAAAAUGAUGAGUAUUUAGGACUCGACAAACCCAGCCCUCUGACCGCUGGGGAGCAGGAGAUCUGAAAUGACCCUGGAAGUCCUGAGUGAACUCAGCCCUGGAGAUAAACAUCCAGUUUCUGCUUACUCAGAAGCAGGAAGUACUACAAGAGGCCGUCGUGGCAUUCUGCCCGCCUUCCAGCGCCAACACAAGUAACCGGCUGAAUCCACACUGCGAUUCAGUUACUUUGUCAACUGUUGACAGAAGGCUGGAAGGAGAAAGGAAUCCACAUGGCGACACGCUGGGACAACGCCGACCCCUGACCUACAAAAGGGCCUUUUUAAAGUAAAAAAAAAGUCAGUGUAUGGUCAUUAAGUGAUACACAUUUAGAGACUGCUCAGUUCUUUUUUUUUUAAAAGCUCAUAAUAGAGUAAUGAAUAGGAACUCCUCAUAUAGUAUGUCAUGAAAACAUAUAGUAUCACAUAAAAUAAUAUAAUUAAAACGUAAUAGUAUGCAAUAAAAUAAAUAUUGUUUCAUUGUUUAUUUGAUGUCACUUACAUGGUCAGAAAACCCAACUCAAUAUCAAACUAGUUAACUUAGAGUUAACUGUCAACAAAUAUGAUUAAAUGUGCUCUUUUAAAAAAAAAAUUGACGAGCAGCCUUUGUGGGUUCGGCCCCCCAGCCGUUUUGCUCAAGUAGAGGUCUCAGCUCGGUUAGUAUGGCUUCAAUAAUGCUGCGACCUCAGAACGGCCUCAUUAUCGCUCUGCCGCUUGUAUAACUUUUAAUUUUGUGUUUGAGGUGUCCUGUCGCCCAGAGAGCUGUAUUUAAAUUAAAACUGCCAGAAAUAAACAGGAACGACUCCAAUCCAGUCGUGUGACGAAUAAAGGGCUUGCUGUCAUCCUCGGGAACAUUUCCCAACCGUUAUCAAAGCACCAUUCUUAGGUCAGUAAGGGAUGAACCAGAGCCGUGACUCAUGCUUCUGAUGCGUACGAGAGGUGUGUGUGUGUGUGUGUGCGUGUGCGUGUGUGUGUGCGUGUGUGAGAGAGAGCGGGGGUCCAUAGACUCUCCUCUCAAGGACAGCAGGACUCAGUGUGAGACAGGGCAAUGGCGCUGCACCGUGGGAUAAGUACAGGUUGG